Messenger RNA from Rhinopithecus roxellana (golden snub-nosed monkey), 1840 nucleotides. RefSeq names its product aurora kinase A (gene AURKA). NCBI's taxonomy places the organism in Eukaryota, Metazoa, Chordata, Mammalia, Primates, Cercopithecidae. Gene Ontology annotation, biological process: meiotic spindle organization; mitotic cell cycle; protein phosphorylation. The transcript has 9 exons. Gene Ontology annotation, cellular component: chromosome passenger complex; spindle midzone; spindle microtubule. Bases 135 to 1346 code for a protein of 403 amino acids. The record is from RefSeq and is a predicted model, not a curated record. Gene Ontology annotation, molecular function: protein kinase activity; ATP binding.
CACAAGGCAGCCUCGCUCGCGCGCAGGCCAAUGGGCUUUCUGGCUAGAGGGUUUAACUCCUAUUUAAAAAGAAGAACCUUUGAAUUCUAACGGCUGAGCUCUUGGAAGACUCGGGUCUUUGGGUCGCAGGCAUCAUGGACCGAUCUAAAGAAAACUGCAUUUCAGGGCCUGUUAAGCCUGCAGCUCCAGUUGGAGGUCCAAAACGUGUUCUCGUGACUCAGCAAUUUCCUUGUCAGAAUCCAUUACCUGCAAAUAGUGGCCAGGCUCAGCGGGUCCUGUGUCCUUCAAAUUCUUCCCAGCGUGUUCCUUUGCAAGCACAAAAGCUUGUUUCCGGUCACAAACUGGUUCAGAAUCAGAAGCAGAAGCAAUUGCAGGCAACCAGUGUACCUCAUCCUGUCUCCAGGCCACUGAGUCAUACCCCAAAGAGCAAGCAGCCCCUGCCGUCGGCACCUGAAAAUACUCCUGAGGAGGAACUGGCAUCAAAACAGAAAAAUGAAGAAUCAAAAAAGAGGCAGUGGGCUUUGGAAGACUUUGAAAUUGGUCGCCCUCUGGGUAAAGGAAAGUUUGGUAAUGUUUAUUUGGCAAGAGAAAAACAAAGCAAGUUUAUUCUGGCUCUUAAAGUGUUAUUUAAAGCUCAGCUGGAGAAAGCCGGAGUGGAGCAUCAGCUCAGAAGAGAAGUAGAAAUACAGUCCCACCUUCGGCAUCCUAAUAUUCUCAGACUGUAUGGUUAUUUCCAUGAUGCUACCAGAGUCUACCUAAUUCUGGAAUAUGCACCACUUGGAACAGUCUAUAGAGAACUUCAGAAACUUUCAAAGUUUGAUGAGCAGAGAACUGCUACUUAUAUAACAGAAUUGGCAAAUGCCCUGUCUUACUGUCAUUCGAAGAGAGUUAUUCACAGAGACAUUAAGCCGGAGAAUUUACUUCUUGGAUCAGCUGGAGAGCUUAAAAUUGCAGAUUUUGGGUGGUCCGUACAUGCUCCAUCUUCCAGGAGGACCACUCUCUGUGGCACCCUGGACUACCUGCCCCCCGAAAUGAUUGAAGGUCGGAUGCAUGAUGAGAAGGUGGAUCUCUGGAGCCUUGGAGUUCUUUGCUAUGAGUUUUUAGUUGGGAAGCCUCCUUUUGAGGCAAACACAUACCAAGAGACCUAUAAAAGAAUAUCACGGGUUGAAUUCACAUUCCCUGAUUUUGUAACAGAGGGAGCCAGGGACCUCAUUUCAAGACUGUUGAAGCAUAAUCCCAGCCAGAGGCCAAUGCUCAGAGAAGUACUUGAACACCCCUGGAUCACAGCAAAUUCAUCAAAACCAUCAAAUUGCCAAAACAAAGAGUCAACUAGCAAACAGUCUUAGGAAUCAUGCAGGGGGAGAAAUCCUUGAGCCAGGGCUACUGUAUAACCUGUCAGGAACAUGCUACUGAAGUUUAUUUUACCAUUGUCUGCUGCCCUCAAUCUAGAACGCUACGAGAAAGAUUUGUUUUACUGAGCAGGUGUGCCUUAACUUUCCUAUUCAGAAAGCUCCACAUCAAUAAACAUGACACUCUGAAGUGAAAAUAGCCAUGAGAAUUGUGCUACUUAUGCUGAUUCAUAAUCUGGAGGCAAGGUUCGACUGCAGCUGCCCCGUCAGCCUGUGCCAGGCACGGUGUCCCCACAGGAGGCAAAUCCAGAGGCUGGCUGUGGGGAAAGUGACCACUUUGCCUUGACCUGGUGUUAAGGAGCUGUGCAAUAACCUUCCAAGUCCCUGAGUGAGUGUGUAACUUAUUGGGUUGGCCAUGCCUGGUAAAGCUGUUGGAAUGAGUAUGUGAUUCUUUUUAAGUAUGAAAAUAAAGAUAUUUGUACAGACGUGUA